Messenger RNA from Phoenix dactylifera (date palm), 1395 nucleotides. NCBI's taxonomy places the organism in Eukaryota, Viridiplantae, Streptophyta, Magnoliopsida, Arecales, Arecaceae. The record is from RefSeq and is a predicted model, not a curated record.
CCUCCAUUUUCUUCCUGAAAAGCUCCUUGGAUUUUCAGAUGGGCCGGCCAUGUUGGGCUUGGCCCAUUAGCCCACUAUGUGUGGGCUGGUCCUCACAGUAUGAGCUGACGAUCUCACCCCACUCUGAUUGGCGCUCUUACGUGGAACAGCUUUGCUGAGAGCAGCGCUGACGAUCGGCGGCCAAACCUCCGAUUGAACAAUUCAACUUCCUCUGCAUCCAAAGAAGAAUUCAACGUCUUCACAGCAUAUCCUUCAAACUUUUGAAAGUGCUUCCAGCAUUAUCCAGGAGUCCCAACAACCACUAUAAAUGUAUGUAGGAGGUUCCGAGCCAAGGGCAGUAGAUCUCAUCAAGGAAGAAAGAAGAGGGAAAAAACCAUUUGUUCCCCCAACGCUUUAACCAUGGCUGCCGACAAGUCACCCGCCAUGACCCUUCCGCUGGCCGGCCGCGUGGCCAUCGUCACCGGCGCCUCCCGCGGCAUCGGCCGUGCCAUCGCCCUUCACCUCGCCUCCCUCGGCGCCCGCCUCGUCCUGAACUACUCGUCCAGCUCCUCGCAAGCCGACCUCCUCGCCGCCGAGCUCAAUUCUUCCUCCCCAUCUUCCCCUCCCUGCGCCGUCGCCGUCCGGGCCAACGUCUCCGACCCGGCGGAUGUCAAGUCGCUCUUCGACCGGGCCGAGUCCUUCUUCGGCACCCAAGCCCACAUCCUCGUCGCCUGCGCCGGGGUGCUCGACUCCAAGUUUCCGUCUCUCGCCGACACCACCGUCGAGGACUGGGACACCACCUUCGCCGUCAACGCCCGCGGCGCCUUCCUCUGCUGCCGGGAGGCAGCCAACCGACUCCAGCGGGGCGGCGGCGGGCGGAUCGUGACGGUGUCGUCGUCGCUGGUGGGGGCGCUGAGGCCGGGGUACGCGGCGUACACGGCGUCGAAGGCGGCGGUGGAGGCGAUGACGAGGAUCCUGGCGAAGGAGCUGAGGGGGACGGGGAUCACGGCCAACUGCGUGGCGCCGGGGCCGGUGGCGACGGAGCUCUUCUUAGCCGGGAAGAGCGAGGAGGACGUGCGGCGGGCCGCGGAGCUGAGCCCGCUGGGCCGGCUGGGGAAGCCGGAGGAGGUGGCAGGGUUGGUGGGUUUCCUGUGCACGGAUGCCGGGGAGUGGGUGAAUGCGCAGGUCGUCCGAGUGAACGGAGGCUACGUCUAAUUAAUAAUGGUUUGAGUCAUUUCAUUUGCUUGCAGUAUUGGCAGCAUUUUGUCGUGAGUUUGUUGGUACAACUUUGCCGGUGGAUUUCAUUUCUGUCAUUUCGAUUGGCGUGCAGUUUGCUUUUGGAAGCGGCUUAGGAGUUCUGAAUAAUGUCAUGGAAAUUUAUAAUUAUAUUAUAAUGACGGCUUUUGUUUAAUGGGA